AUGGCUGACGGAGGCCAUCGUCCUCUUCGUGAUCCCAGUGUGAUCCCUUUCGUCCUUGCUCCUUGUGCGUUCGCGCCGAUGCCGAUUGCCGACAACCCCCCGCCCCUCCACCGCGACAGAGCUGGCUCGGGGGACGAGGACGGGCAUGUGGAUGAGAGUCCGGACGCAUGCACUCGACCUCCAGGCGUCCCUCCACCAUCGACAAUCGAACCGGGUGAGGCCGAAUCGGCGAUGGGAAUUGCACGCAAGAUCUGCGAACUCGACAGUCAGCAUCUCGAUGAACGGACCACCUCUGCGAUUCCGGGUUACACGGGGAGGAACAACAGGCCGCGGGUAUUGGGUUUGAGCGAGGACCACCGUCGUCCGUUGGCCUCGAUAAUGGGCCAGCCAUUUCCGUCAAUCGAUGUUAUCUACCACUUGUUGGACGACUACUUCGACGCCGUUCAUUGGUUCUCGCUGGUCGUCUACGAACCCAAGUUUCGCAGGAGACUCCAGGCCAUUGCCGAUGGUUUCGCGGACCCCGCCCAGAGACCGUUCCUGCUGCUGUUGGCGAUCAUGCUGAGCAUGGCCGCCUGGUAUCGAUCGCACCGACCUUCGGACGCGACCGACUCGGGCCAUGACUGGGCAAAGGUGGGCGCAGAUCUGAUCAAGCUCGUGGAGUCUAACCUGGUGGAGUUGAUGGAUCAGCCCUCCAUCCUGGCCGUGCAAACCUGCAUUCUGUUCGGAUCCCACCAUCUCUAUCACGGGCGGCCAAACCUGUCCUUCACUCUGCUAGGCGCAACCAUCCGCAUGGCGCAGGCGAUUGGACUUCAUCGCGAGUCCCAAGCGGGAGAUUUCGGCGAUCGGGAAGAGCGGAAAAGAGUGUGGUGGACGGUUUACACCUGGGACCGCUUCGCAUCCAUUACGUACGGGACUCCUCUGGGCAUCAACGACAAGGAUUGUAACUUGGGUAUGCCAGUGGAAUUCUAUGAGGACCCAUCGUUCGGCGUGCCGAGAGGUGAUGAUGGGGCGCCAAUUUGCUACUCAUCGUAUCAGCGAGAGCUGAACCGCCUGUAUCUCAUCGUUUCGAAUGCAUUGGAAACCAUCUUCGGUUCUCGGACCUCAAGAAGCUCGCAGGAGCUGGUGGGGGAUACCUAUGUGACCAUGGUCCAACAGGCGACGGAAAACCUUCACAACUGGCGACGCCUGUUGCCGAGCCACUUGGUCCUCGAACUCAAUCAAGAUUACCGAGCGGGGGGUGCGCCGAGCUCCAAGGCACAUGCUUUGCAGGCGUUGUCCUUGCAGUUGUCAUACGACAACAUCCUGAUUGUUCUCCACCGCCCGUUGAUUGCGCGACAGGUCAACCAUCUCUCCACCAGCCUGUCGCCUGGCAAAACCGAACUCGAUUCCCCGGCUGAUCCCGCAUUCCCCAAGGCAAACAUCGCCAGCUCAGACCUCUGGCGGAAGGCAGCGGUGCGGACGGCCCGGGUGACCGAGCUACCGGUGCUGGCCCAGCUUGCGACCGAGAGCCACCUGGUGGCAUUCCUGGCGAUCAACCUAUUCCACGCCGCGGUCGUGCUGGCGGUGACCGCGCUGUCGGAACCGUUGUCCGAUGCCGCCCAGGAGGUGAAGCGGACCAUCACUCGCAUUCUGCGUCUACAGGACCUGCUGGGCAAGCGGUCGGCCCUGUCGAGGCAAACCACGUUGGUGCUAAAGAAGGUGGUGGCCAUGCUUUUGCGCCGGGAGUCCGCCGCUAUACUGGCGCCGCUCACCGGCACCAGCACCAGCAUCAAUGCGCCUGUCGACUUUGACGACCCGCCCCUCCGAUCGGUCGAAGAUACGCUCCGCUUGCCGCUCGAUGUGACCUUCGAUGUUUCGGAUGCUGCGAUGCGAAGCCAAGGGGCGGGAGACAUCCCUCGAGCUAAUCGCCUGAAUGAAAGUCUGAACUCGGUGCAGCAUGUCAUGGUACCAGGUGAUGACUGCACCCUCUAUCUACCGGUUCCCGGAGACGCUCCCCGUCAGCAUGAGACGAGUCCCUUGCCAGAUUGUUGGCCGCUGCCGCCGGAAAAUGCCUGGCCUGGCCCCAACGGCUCCGCAGGUUUCGUGCCAAGUGGCCACGACGGCAACGUUGAAAAUGGAUUGUACUGGCUAUGGGACACGGCAUGGGAUGGGCUUUAA
Aspergillus heteromorphus CBS 117.55 is the source of this 2157-nucleotide messenger RNA. RefSeq names its product fungal specific transcription factor domain-containing protein. Gene Ontology annotation, biological process: DNA-templated transcription. Gene Ontology annotation, molecular function: zinc ion binding; DNA binding. Bases 1 to 2157 code for a protein of 718 amino acids. NCBI's taxonomy places the organism in Eukaryota, Fungi, Ascomycota, Eurotiomycetes, Eurotiales, Aspergillaceae. The record is from RefSeq and is a predicted model, not a curated record. The transcript is spliced from 3 exons.